Trematosphaeria pertusa is the source of this 1013-nucleotide messenger RNA. RefSeq lists its product as uncharacterized. The transcript is spliced from 2 exons. NCBI's taxonomy places the organism in Eukaryota, Fungi, Ascomycota, Dothideomycetes, Pleosporales, Trematosphaeriaceae. Bases 52 to 873 code for a protein of 273 amino acids. The record is from RefSeq and is a predicted model, not a curated record.
GAAAUUUCCCUCACGCUUCGUGCAUCUUUGCAACGACGCCCGGCGAUCGAUAUGCGCCUUGUUCCUGCCGCGCUCUGCGCAACGCUGAGCCUAAUACCGGUUGUAUCCUCAGCAUUCACCGAGCCGAGCUCAGACAAUGCGGACCUCGUGCAAAGCUGGCUCGUUGGAGACACGAUGCACAUCGCCUGGGAAAAGGGUUGGAAUUGGGGUGUUGGAUCGCAGCCAGAUCUCGUCGACCUGUUCAUAACAUGGUUCCACGAUGAGGACUAUGACAACCCCUUCUGGAAAGUGCUCCAGGCAAACAUAUCCAUGGACAACCCUGGGAACUUCGACUGGAAAGUGGAUCUAGACGACAGUGUUAUCGCCGCGUCGAAGCAAUAUCAUUUCAGACUCAUCGAGCACACGAAUCCGCCUAUUUAUACAACCGAAAGACCGAGGCUUCCGAGUAGAGCAUUCUACCUGUAUCCUAAUUCGGCGGCUAGCGUCUCGUCGGCGGCGGCAUUGUCUACAGCGAUACAGUCGGCUGCAACCAGCCCUUCUCCGAGUGGCGAAGCGCAACCGCCAGCUCCAGGUAAGUCGUCCAGCAAUGUCGGGGCAAUCGCUGGUGGCGUGGUGGGCGGGUUAGCGGGGCUUACGCUGCUGUGUGGUAUUGCAUUGCUGCUACUGAGGCGCGUAAAGCGGAAAAGAAAGGCCGAGGAAGAUGGGGUGCGCAAAGUUGUCGAAGGGGCCUGGAUGGAGGAGGCGAAAGUAGGAAAUCCACAAGUAUACGCUGAGAUGGGGACGGGCCCUCCCCCUGAGCUGGAUGGCUCUAAGCAUGCGCAUGAUCGGCCAACCACUGAGCUUGAAGGCUCAACACCAAGAGAUUGGCAUUGAGUCUUUGGCGGAUAAGGGAGAGAUCGGAAAUAUGCACAGCUUGCUACGUAAUAAACAGUCAAGGAUUGCAACCGAAUGGCACGGGGAGAUCAUUUACUGGUUAAGAUAGAUUCGCCAUGGGGCCGAGCGAGCAGUAGGAG